Molecule: messenger RNA, 1028 nt
Organism: Branchiostoma belcheri (Belcher's lancelet)
Lineage: Eukaryota; Metazoa; Chordata; Leptocardii; Amphioxiformes; Branchiostomatidae
Product: nascent polypeptide-associated complex subunit alpha-like
Exons: 7
Coding region: 118-768 (216 amino acids)
Biological process (GO): protein targeting to membrane
Cellular component (GO): nascent polypeptide-associated complex; cytoplasm
Source: RefSeq, a predicted model, not a curated record
CGAGAGUUCCCAAACGGGGCGAGACCGGAAAUGAAAUCCGAAUGCUAUCCGGAAGUGACGAAACUUCAACUCGCGCCAUCUUUCGUGAAAGGCAGGGGAACUGUGCGGAAAAUCUGAAUGCCCGAAUUAACUGAAGUAGACAUGGCUGAAGUAGAAACUAAGCCAGCAGAACAGAAUAAAGUGAGUAGUGAAGACACAGAGUCUGACAGUGAUGACUCCUUACCUGAACUGGAGGAUGCUGGAGAGGGACUGCCCACUUCACAACAGGAGCAGAUGGCUCAGAUGGCAGGUAUCCAGGAGGAGCCGGUCAGCAAGGCCAAACAGUCCCGUCAGGAGAAGAAGGCUCGUAAGGCCAUGUCCAAGCUUGGCCUGAAGCAGUUCACUGGCGUCAGUAGAGUCACCAUUAGAAAAUCCAAAAAUAUCCUCUUUGUCAUAACAAAACCCGACGUCUACAAAAGCCCAGCGUCAGACACAUACAUCGUCUUUGGUGAGGCAAAGAUUGAAGACUUGAGUCAGCAGGCGCAGAUGGCUGCAGCAGAAAAGUUCAAGGCCCCCGAGAUGUCCACGGUCCCCGAGCCGGGCAAGAUCACCACCGCAGUCCCCGAGGAGGAGAGCGAAGAGGAAGAGGAGGUUGACGACUCUGGAGUGGAACCUAAGGACAUUGAACUUGUGAUGUCCCAGGCUAACAUCUCGCGUGCAAAGGCAGUCAAGGCCCUGAAAAACAAUAACAACGACAUUGUCAAUGCCAUUAUGGAGUUGACGAUGUAACGUGUCACCACCGGUCUCCCUUGCUUGUCCAUACUAAACCCCAGUCUGUACAGCUACAGUAAUCAACAUCAACUAAAUGGAAAAGAGAUUUUAAAUGUUAAAAUCAAAUCUAGAUGAAGAAUUAAAGCCUUCCUAUGUACACACUUUCUUUUUGCACACAUUUCCAAAAGACUUUAAUCAUUUUGAUAAAAGUUUAAUCAUGAUCCUGUACCCUUUUGUUGAUCUUGUUGUUCCCAAAUAAAGUAAAUAGUACCCUUGAA